Helianthus annuus (common sunflower) is the source of this 1265-nucleotide messenger RNA. Its product is annotated as CBS domain-containing protein CBSX1, chloroplastic. The record is from RefSeq and is a predicted model, not a curated record. Bases 242 to 943 code for a protein of 233 amino acids. NCBI's taxonomy places the organism in Eukaryota, Viridiplantae, Streptophyta, Magnoliopsida, Asterales, Asteraceae. The transcript has 8 exons.
GUAGCGCUUCUACAAAAUACCAAACUCAGACGCAACUUAUCACCGAACUCUUUAACACAAACUACAUUACAAAUUACUUUAUGAUGUGAAUAUAUCUGUCGAUAAACGGAAUUAGGUGGUUUGACGAAAACGACCUUAUCUAUCUCGAUUGAAACAAAGCAUAUAAGCAAUCAACAAGGCAACCAUAUUUUCCACUGGAUCUCUCCGCCAGAAGCCAUCCACCACCACCACCACCACCACCAUGGCCUCACUUCUCCGCCCCAUAACUCUUUCCCAAUCCACCGUAUCUCACCACCAUCAGUUGCCCUCUUUAAUCUCAUCUCAUCCUUCGCGAAUCUCCACACUACCCUCUUCUAAUUGUAUCUUUACACUUUCUUCUAGACCUACUCUCAUCGUCGCAGCAGCAGCAGCAGCUACCUUCACCGGUAGUUCAGUACCGCCAAGAAAUGGAGUUCUGAUUGUGGGUGAUUUUAUGACUACAAAAGACGAGUUACACGUAGUAAAGCCCACAACAACGGUAGAUGAAGCCCUGGAAGCUCUUGUAAAAUACCGAAUAACUGGCUUUCCUGUAAUUGACGAUGACUGGAAAUUGGUUGGGCUGGUCUCGGAUUAUGACUUACUAGCACUUGAUUCUGUAUCAGGCGCUAUGCGAUCUGAUGCAAGCAUGUUCCCGGAAGUUGACAGCACCUGGAAGACAUUCAAUGAGGUACAAAAACUGCUGAGUAAAACCGACGGGAAAGUAGUUGGUGAUUUAAUGACACCCGCACCGUUAGUAGUUCGUCCAAAUACCAAUCUCGAGGAUGCUGCCAGAUUGUUACUUGAAACGAAAUAUCGGCGUCUUCCGGUUGUAGAUGGUGAAGGAAAGCUGGUGGGAAUUAUUACAAGAGGAAAUGUAGUAAGAGCUGCCCUACAAAUAAAAAAGGCUAACGAGACCAAAACAUGACACUUGGAGGAAAUGGUAUACAUUCUAGUUGAGCAUAAUAAUUAUUAUUAUUAUUAUGUGUUUCCUAUCAUAAUUAUAAAGAUUAAUUGUCAUUGGCUCGCAUAUUUUCUAACGUAAAAACGUUUCUUUUGCUAUAUUUAUUAUUUGUGUUUGUAUAAUUUUGUAAAUGGUGUCUUUAUAUCAUGCGAUGCCUAAUAACAAAAAAAAGAGAACAUCAGCGUGCACUAAAGUCUAAAGGUGCUAUUUUGGGGAAGACAUAAGUGGCUUUUCUUUUGAGUAUCAAAUUCUGUAUACAUAAAUGGUAACCCACCUGCCCUAGACU